Drosophila nasuta is the source of this 589-nucleotide messenger RNA. RefSeq names its product protein FAM76B. Lineage: Eukaryota; Metazoa; Arthropoda; Insecta; Diptera; Drosophilidae. The coding region runs from base 109 to 462 and encodes 117 amino acids. The transcript is spliced from 2 exons. The record is from RefSeq and is a predicted model, not a curated record.
UAUAUUUCAUAAAGUAGUCCAUGAGAAAUUUAAUUCAGAGUGAGUUGAUUACAUUUGCCACAUAAAAGAAGAUCAACAGCAUUGAAUUAUAGCAAAUUCAAAGGCAAUAUGAACAUGUACGAUUGCGACUUCAGGUUGUAUUUAUGCAGCAACUGCUAUCAUCGUUGUCUGUGGCAUGAACUCUCUCAGCAGGAACAUCGCUGCAAGCGUUGCCGAUUAUCUUACCGAGGAUGCAUCAUUUGUAAUCGACAAUUCGAACCACGCCAUAUGAAGGAUAUCUACUGCAAGCGCUGCGAAUUUCAUUUGGUCAAAAAGGUUUCAAAUACGCCGCCGCCAGAGUUGGAUCUUGAAUUAGAGCACGAGGUGAAGGACUCACCAGAUUCACCAGAGGAUCGUGGAAAUUGCGCUAUGUCACAACGCUGGAAGAAAAUUAUGGCGGCAAAUGGCUGCUACAGGGACUGAUUGAGAGCACAUUAAAUGAAAUUAUAUAUAAAAUACAAAUAUAUAUUGUUGAGCCUCGUUUAAGUAGAGCUCACUGUUGCAGUGUCCAAUCCCUCCUCUGCUUCAUUGGGCCACUUACAUGCUACCA